AUGGCUACGGAAUUCAAGCGGUACCAGGAUCGGUACAAUACGUUCUGCCAAACGUACAAUAUGCGAGGAAAGCGUUGUUCAUGGCCAUAUCGAGUUAUUCCAACAAAGGCAGUAGCUCAAAUGGGAUUUGAGUUCAGACCUAUAUUCAAAGGUGAAAUCCUGAGUCGGGAUUGUGUAUAUUGUAGUUUCUGUGGCUCAGAAACAGAUGAUUUUCAUGACUGCAGAGUCAAACCACUAGCUGGAACUUUAUGCAAAGUUUUGGCAAAACAUCUACAGUCAAAUAGUAGUUGUCUGCAUUCUGCUCUUAAGUUGACGCUUAUAAUGUCCCUUUGGAAAGGUGAGCAAAUCAUAUGGUCAGAGCACCCUCUCUUAGGAUCACCACACAGUAAAGAAAUGUUCGGCCUACGACGCUGGACCUAUCAAGAGGGCUGGAUUCAUGACAAUGAGGAGAACCUAUCGAUUGAAUCAAUGGCAAAAGCAGGACUUUUGCGCUAUGACCUCGGGCUGGCAUCUCCUGAACUACAAGAAGAACAUCCCGAUGCCACCUAUUGCAUCUAUUGCAGUAAAAUAAUAGGCUCUUGGGAGCCUUCCGAUAUUCCUUUAUGGGAACAUUACGUAUGUUCAAAUGGGGGACAGUGCCUUUUCUUCGAGACAAUGAUCGAUAAUGAUGUUGUUCGGCGACUUAGAGCACAGCACGUCGAGCAAGGCCUAAACAAUGACGAGAAUAUAUUUCCAUCUUUAGACUACUAUGAGACAUUUGGUACGCAGCUGAAGAAAUUUGAAGAUCAGACGUCAAUUGAAGAGUCUCAGAUCAAACGAGGUCGGCCAAAAUCUCGCGAAAUUAAUGGACCACCUAGUGAACCACGUAAGCGUGGACGUCCGCGCAAAGAAAAGCGUAUUGAGGACGAGAAUGGAAGUUUGGAAGAGAGAAUAGAUAUAGGGGCUGGAUCUGGUGAAGUGCAAAUUGUCAAACGUAAGCGCGGCCGCCCAAAGAAGGUUAACACAAUGAUGGCAGAGAAGCCAAAACGUCCGAGAGGAAGACCUCGUAAAGAUGCGACCUCAUCUGUGAAGCAAGAUGGGAAACUGAGCAGAGAAUCCCCUCCAUUUUCCUCUAAUUCUAAUACAACAGGCUUAAACGAAACGAACAUAGUUCCCUCAAUUGCGGCCGAUUUUGAUACAAUACGGUCAGACUCAGCAUCGCCGAUACCAAGCCGUGCCACACAAUCUGCGAGUGAGUCUAAUAUUGAUACGGCACUGUUAAAUCCCGAGCCUGUGCCGACUGGGAUAGAAAGUGGGGUUUUGGCCUCGCCGAAGCGCAGGAUUAGAAUCAAACAAAACCAAAAACUCAGCAUGGCUGACGAUUCAGAGCUUUUUGAAGGUGAUGAGAAUUCUACCAAAAGUAUUGUACUGAACUUUAAUAACAGAUCUCCGUCGGGCCCUCCAAAAACUCGUAAUCCUAUUAUUGAUGAUAGUUUUGAUGCCUUCAGCUUUAGUGCACACGGCAACAGUGAGUUUGUUAUUCCAGACAGCGUCUUUCAAUCAAAGCUGAGAGCGAAAGAGCAAAAUUUACCAAAUUCAAGACAAAAAGCUACAUCCGAUGCUGGGGAUCACCAAAGCGAUGGUUCUUCCAUUACAGAAAGGAAUUUAUCCUCUGGCUCAAAGAGUGACAGUUUACCAGCGCGAGUUCUUGACAACAUUGACCUAAACGUUGACAUUAGCGACGACUCCGAAGAAGAAGCUUCAUCUUCAGAAGUAAACGGUGGAGAUGCUACUCCUAGACAGAUACGGUCUUUAGACCCCGUAGAGAAUUUCGGACGAGAAAGUACUGGAAAUUUGAGCAAAUAUCCUAUAACUGAUCGCUCGAAUCAAGCAUCGAUAAGUGAACCCGCCAAAAAUCACCUUGUCCUCCCAGAGCACAGCUUGCAUGGCAUCGUUCUCGAUCCCAACCAUUCUCCGAUUGCAUUAGCGAAAAAAUUGACAGAGGACAGCAAGACCCGUUUGGGAACUGGUACCCCUGGCGGGCUAGUGGUCACAGAUUAUGGAGAACCAACGAUCAGCAAAAAGAUAUCGCAACCAUCUAGUGAUACAAAAGGAAACAGCUCAGCAAAGCAAUCAAGUUAUGCUGCUCUACAGCCACAAACUGGCAUGUCCACUCCAAAUGGGCCUUCGCAAAAUUCAACGGGACCUCGUGAACUUUUUACUGACAGUGCGAAAGUACGCGAUUCUCUACACAAAGUUGACGAAAGCCGUGGCCUUCUUGCUAAUUAUUUUCGCAAGCUGCUCCAUUAUAUCAAUGUAAAUGACGCUACACUGGAUAACGAAAAAGAUGGAGACUUGAGUUUCUUCGUCCAUCAUAUGCCUGAGGUGGAAAAGAAGCUUACCUUUGCAGCGUGGAUUGACAUGAAGAAAAUGGAGCUCAGAGAAGAAUUUAACAGAGACUAUCAGAUUAAAAUUGCGACCAUAGAGCAACAGUUUACAGAAGCCAAGAAUUUCUUCCUUGAGUUAGACAAUGACGACGCUAUUCUCAAACUAGCGGAGCUUUAUAAUAUACCGACGACGGAAAAAUAA
Lachancea dasiensis is the source of this 2568-nucleotide messenger RNA. The record is from the annotation of a GenBank genome assembly. Lineage: Eukaryota; Fungi; Ascomycota; Saccharomycetes; Saccharomycetales; Saccharomycetaceae.